UCAGUUAUGCAUUGAAGCAAGACAUAUUCAAAAUAGACAUGAUGUGGCUCAUAUCAGGGCUGGCGUAAACACUCCAAAGCUUGCUUUGGCUGUACAAACAGUUUCUGGGUAAGUGUUUGUAAGAGUGGCUGAUGAGCUGUGUUGAGAGUAGGCUAUUAGCACACAGACUUUUAGGGAAUUGGUGCAGCUUCACCUGCCACGUGCAUCCAUCACUAUCCCUCUAAACACGGGACACUUUAGGAGAUGUGGGGCGGGCUGGUAAAGAGCCCAAAGGAGGGUUAAAGAGGAGGAGAGGUGACAGCAGCGAGGUUGAACGAUAGGAUUCAAACACAUCAGACCAUAGAAGAGAGCGGCCCGGACAAAGACUGACGGAAAGACAGCAGUGUCCUAAAACUUUAAAGUGAAGGAAAAUCUCUACUAUUACAAACAGUCUAAGUUAGUCCUCCAGCCGUCCGAAGUGAGCUCGUGUCAGAUGAUGGCACCUCAGGUCGUCAGCUCACCCUUCCUGAAGCCGUUCUUCCUGAAGACGCCGCUUAGCGUUGGCAGCUCGCGACGCCAGCGACGACACACAUUACCCGCUAGCGAGUUCCGUAAUCUCACCCCACAGGACGCCAUUAGUGUAUUUGAGAUAGAGAGAGAAGCGUUCGUCUCAGUUUCCGGGGAAUGUCCACUCACCCUUGAUGAGGUGCUUAGUUUCCUGGGUCAGUGUCCUGAGCUCUCUUUGGGAUGGUUUGAAGAGGGCCAGCUGGUGGCCUUCAUCAUUGGAUCUGGCUGGGACAAAGAGAAACUAGGACAGGAGGCCAUGAACACACACGUCCCAGACUCUCCCGCGGUACACAUCCACGUGUUGUCAGUGCACCGCCAGUGUCGGCAGCAGGGCAAAGGCUCCAUCUUGCUUUGGCGCUACCUGCAGUAUCUGCGCUGUCUCCCCAGCCUGCGCAGGGCCCUGCUGGUCUGUGAGGAGUUCCUGGUGCCCUUCUACCAGAAAGCUGGCUUCAAGGAGAAGGGUCACUCGGCCAUCAGUGUGGGGGCCUUGACCUUCACAGAGAUGGAGUAUCAGCUCAGAGGCCUGGCUUAUGCACGACGAAACAGCGGAUGUUAGGUUUCUUUAGCUUACAGCACAUCCAAUCCUGAUAAAGGACAUCAUGUGUAGAUUCUGGACGGCUCUCACCUAGUUCAGGACUCAAAGCCCUAAUGCCACCUAAGCAAAGAACCAGAGACUUGCCUAUGCACUCAUUUAAAGAGAUUGCACACAGAUGUUGGUUGUUUACUGCAUUUAUUUUUCUUCUUCUUGUCAACUGCCCAAGACACACUGCACACUUUACUGGUCAAAAAAACAGUGGUUGUUUUUAACAAUUAAUUAGUCACCAUAUUUAUAAUUUUGUUCGAUGUUUGAAGUUUCUUUCAUCUAUAAUAAAAUUUU
This is a messenger RNA of Rhinichthys klamathensis goyatoka, 1423 nucleotides long. It is a transcript of the gene aanat2, whose product is annotated as arylalkylamine N-acetyltransferase 2. Gene Ontology annotation, molecular function: aralkylamine N-acetyltransferase activity. The record is from RefSeq and is a predicted model, not a curated record. Gene Ontology annotation, cellular component: cytoplasm. Gene Ontology annotation, biological process: circadian rhythm; response to light stimulus. NCBI's taxonomy places the organism in Eukaryota, Metazoa, Chordata, Actinopteri, Cypriniformes, Leuciscidae. The coding region runs from base 473 to 1102 and encodes 209 amino acids. The transcript is spliced from 3 exons.